Messenger RNA from Ramularia collo-cygni, 873 nucleotides. RefSeq lists its product as uncharacterized. The transcript has 3 exons. The record is from RefSeq and is a predicted model, not a curated record. Gene Ontology annotation, molecular function: S-adenosylmethionine-dependent methyltransferase activity. Bases 1 to 873 code for a protein of 290 amino acids. NCBI's taxonomy places the organism in Eukaryota, Fungi, Ascomycota, Dothideomycetes, Mycosphaerellales, Mycosphaerellaceae.
AUGUCGACAAGGUCCAACGGAACCGAAACGUUGGCUCAAACCAACCGCAAAUACUGGGAUGCUGCGUCUGAAGACACGCAACAAGCCGCGUGGGUCAAUGAUCUCUAUGCCCAGAUUGGCACUUUCCUGAUGGAUCCGGAAUCGUCUUCAUGGCUCGGACUUCCACCCCCGGGGGAACCUCAACAAAAGAUGCUUGACUACGCCUGCGGUAUUGGACUUCCAUCCCGUUGCCUCAAACCUCACUUCAAGUUAUGCGUCGGCAUGGACGUAUCUGCUGGCAUGCUUGCCAAGUACAAGAACACUGCAUCUAGUCUUGGUCUAGGCACAGAUGAAAUGCUUGCAGUGCGAGGUGAUCUCACAGCAGAGCCUGUGGAAACAACAGACCCUCCACUUCCGGAGGAGAAGUUGCGGAACUUCGAUCUGAUUGCUAUAUGCAUGGCACUCCACCACAUGGAAGACAUUCAGCGAACCAUCACAAAGCUGGUAGAGAGACUACGUCCAGGCGGAACGAUGCUCGUGAUCGAUUGGGCUCAGAUCAACGGGGCCACUCCCGCCCAGAAGAAGCUCAUCAAAGAUGUCGAAAGCGGGAGAGUUUCUAUCCAGGAUACUAAACACAACGGACAUGGACAUCAGCACCAGCAUCAUUCCAAACAAGGCGAUCAUCAAUUCAUGGACCCAAAUGACCCGUCGAAGCCACAUCCUGCAAGCCACACGAUCAGCCAUGAAAACUUCUCCGAGGAACAGAUUCUGGAAUUAUUCGAGAAGGCUGGCUGCACGGAAGGUCGUUUCAAACUGGCGGAAGAGCUGUUGGAAAUUCCUGGUUCAAGAGUCGGCAAGAUGCAACUUUUCUGGGCGCGAGCAACAAAGAUAUAG